AUAAAAAAUGAUCAUAAAAAAUUGUGGUGUGAGAGGAUAUUAUGCGUUGAAGUUCCAUUUGCACAGUGAAACUGAAACUGCAUAGGUUAGGUUGAAGCGUUGAAGACGAAGGAGCGAACAGAAGAACAGAGUGUUGAGUUUGAGCAAAGAAGAAUGCAUUCAUUCGCAAACGAUUUGUCGUUUUUUGACGUAAAUUUCAGUUACACUUACUCAUACCCCGAGGCUGAUCCCUUCGCAUAUCGUCAAAAUCAAAACGAUGACUACCAUGCUUUAAACGCCGCCGUUUUGCCCCGUCGCCACGACGGAACCUCACCUCUGCCAUUGGGCAUGGAUUGGAGUCUUCCUCCUCGCAAAUGGGAGGGACGCAACACUGUUUGGCCGCAUCAUCAUCCUCCCACCGCUUGGAGUUUCUGCGUUACGCUUCCUUCUUGGGUUGUUGUUCCCCAAUCCGCACCUUCUGAUCCUGUUGUUUUUUAUAGGGUUCAAGUUGGUAUACAAUCCCCGCAAGCUAUUACCACUACUCGUUUAAUACUACGCAGAUUUAGCGAUUUCUUUAACCUCUUCUAUGAACUGAAAAAAGAAUUUCCCAUGAAAAAUUUGCCUCCGCCUCCACCGAAGAAGAUAUUGAGAAUUAAAAGCCAGGCUCUUUUGGAAGAGCGGCGACACUUGUUGGCAGAUUGGAUGGAAAAAUUGUUAUCGGACAUAGAUGUAUCAAGAAGUGCGCCGGUGGCAAUAUUUCUUGAGCUAGAAGCUGCUGCUAGGUCUUCAUUCUAUGAUGUGAAUCAGCAUAUUGGCGAUGAAAUUUCUGCUGGUGGUACUACACUUUCCAGUACUGAUGUCCCUUAUGAGGUUUCUGAGUUGGGAACAUCAAGGCACAGGAAAGAUAAAUCUGCUGAUGAAAUCAUGGACAAUUCAUCACCAGAACAUGACAUAACUAAUCCAACUGCAACUGCUGUUGAUCAUGCUAUAUCCAGCAAAGACGUUAUUCAUGAUGAUAAUAGUACAGAAAAAGUCACUGAGAAUACUGUUGAUGCUAUAGCUCUUCGCCUAGAUGGAACUGAGUUUACCCCUGCUAGGAGUGCUUGUGUCAAUAGACUGUCUAUUGAAAGCAUUGGAAGUGACAUAAGUUCAUUAGAAAAUACUGAAACAUCGAGUUCAGCUACAAUCACUAUGCUUCAGGAUGCUUCACAUGAUCUUCCUGAGAGCCAUGAAGCCUCCACGAACUCAGAUUUAUUGUUGACUUUUCCAUUGCAUGAACAACUAAAGUUGAACAGAAUUCUGAAUACCCAGAGGCAAAGACUGGCCACAGCAAAAACAGAUGUUGAGGAUCUUCUAGCAAGAUUGAAUCAAGAAAUGGCUGCAAGACAGUAUCUCGCAACAAAGGUCAAAGAUUUGGAAGUUGAACUUGAAACGACUCGUCUGAACUGCCGAGAAAACAUGCAGCAGGCUGUUUUAACUGAAAAGGAAAGGUUUACACAAAUGCAGUGGGAUAUGGAGGAACUUCGGAGAAAGUGCCUGGAGACAGAAAUGAAAUUGAAGUUAGAAGAGGAUGAAAGGCUGCUAGCAGAAUCUACAAAAGCAUCUGUCAUUCAGGAGAACCAAUUGUUGCAGCAAGAACUAGAUGUGGCUAGAGAACAACUUAAGCAUUUGCAGAAACAUAAUGAUGACUUUGAGAUUAAAUCAAAGGCAGAUAUGAAGUUGCUAAUAAAGGAGGUAAAAUCCCUUAGAAGUUCUGAGUUAGAACUGAAACAGCAGCUCAGCAAAUUGAUGAAGGAAAAGUUAGAUGUGGAGAGAAUUCUCCAGAAGGAAAGACAGAGAAAGGAACUUUCACAUAGUGCUAAUGCUAAGUUGCUGCGUGAGUGUACAAUCCUCCAGAAGAGGCUUCAGGAGUGCAGUGUAAAUUUCCUUGUUGAAGAGGAAGAUAAGCUAAAUGUCAACACUUUGCCUUCUGAUGCUUUGGAUUUAUUAGCAACGUCAGAUAAUCGAAUUGGUCUCUUGCUUGCAGAGGCACAGCUCUUAGCACAAGAUGUAGAGAAUCAUGUUGCUGUGGAAGAGACCCACGACAUAACUCAAGAUGAUACAGGGACAACUUUUGAUGAAUUGAGAAAGAUGCUGGCGCAGAUGUUUGUGGACAACGCUAGUUUAAGAAGACAAAUCAAUUCUGUUAUUCGUUGUGCUCUAAAUGAAAAUUUCAAAUCUGAAGAGGACGGGGAAGGAGAAAUCCAUUUGCGAAAAACUGUUCUAAGCAAGUUCUUAGAAAGAUGACAUGUUUUAUGCAUGUGUACCCUCUAUUACCGAGCCACUUACUGUUAAUGUUGUCUGUAAUUUUGCAUCUGUAUGGUUUCACUGCUCAAAUUGCAUACUUUGCCAACAGUAAUGCCUUAAUUAUAAAGCCAAUCAUCCCGUUUAGUGUAACAAAAUAAAUGGCCUGCUUGCCAACAGUAAUGCCUUAAUCAAUAUAGUGUUCAUCGUUCCGCCAGAAUUGACAUGAAUGAAUAUGGUUAACCAUCAAUUGAAACCGACAAAUAUAAUGCCAGAAUUUG
Messenger RNA from Abrus precatorius (Indian licorice), 2543 nucleotides. Its product is annotated as PX domain-containing protein EREX. Lineage: Eukaryota; Viridiplantae; Streptophyta; Magnoliopsida; Fabales; Fabaceae. The record is from RefSeq and is a predicted model, not a curated record. The transcript is spliced from 9 exons. Gene Ontology annotation, molecular function: phosphatidylinositol binding. Gene Ontology annotation, biological process: protein transport. The coding region runs from base 154 to 2265 and encodes 703 amino acids.